CACAACCCCAAUGUGAUUUCGAAGAUCCAUACCUUUUUUACUUUGUACAAGAUGAUUCGGAUGAUUUUGAUUGGAUAAGAUUAUCUGGAUCAACACCCUCUUUUGGUACUGGUCCUGAGUAUGACCACACAUACGGAACAUUACAAGGUUUCUAUAUAUACAUCGAAACUUCAUUUCCGAGAAAAUAUAACCAAACUGCUCGCAUUUGGACACCGUCAUAUCCUGCAACGAACGGUACAUGCGUGGAGUGGUUUUACCACAUGUACGGGACCACAGUGAACACAUUGAAUGUGUAUAUAGUCAAUACAAAUGGUACUGUUGGUACACCUGUGUGGACAAAAAGAGACGACCAAGGAGAUUUUUGGCAACUCGGACAAAUCUCAAUUGAAACAAGCAGUACCUACCAGAUAGUGUUUGAAGGAAUUGUAGGACGUAGUUAUUCAAGCGAUAUUGCUUUAGAUGACUUCAGGAUCACCUAUGGAACAUGUUUGAGAAAUGGAACUAUAAAAUACCAAAGUUACACUUAAUUGGUUUAUUCAUUUUAUAUUCCGGUAACUAUAAAAUACCAAAGUAGAAGCUAGUUUACGUUCAGAUACACGCAUGCCAUAGCUGGAAAAAAUAUUAUU
Messenger RNA from Anneissia japonica, 626 nucleotides. RefSeq names its product MAM and LDL-receptor class A domain-containing protein 1-like. The annotation marks the transcript as partial. Gene Ontology annotation, cellular component: membrane. NCBI's taxonomy places the organism in Eukaryota, Metazoa, Echinodermata, Crinoidea, Comatulida, Comatulidae. The transcript has 3 exons. Gene Ontology annotation, biological process: nervous system development. The record is from RefSeq and is a predicted model, not a curated record.